GUUUUUCCUUCGUUGCGUUGGAUGAUUCACGAGAUCCAAUCGAUUAUACAUUUUCCUCCUCAAAUUCAUUGGUACGAAGAUUACCGACUCGUACCGUGUGUAUACGUAUCUAUACAGGUCGUCUGCCUACCUACCCCUACAGUGCCCCAAUCGGAGAGUCUAUUGAUUGAGGAUCUCGUUCCCAUUCCUCGCAUUCCUCACCGCCCCCCUGCUGGCACCACCUGAGGUAUCUACCAUCUACCAAGGGAGAACGAGAGGGCACGAUUUAUUAUCGAUAGUAUAUGACACUACUGGUCCAUCAUUGUUUCCCCCCCUUCCUUCCUUCCUCUUGUCGUCAUGAAAGGCACGUCGAGUCUGAGCUUAAAAGCAUGGUCGAAAAUCCACCCCCCGCUACCCCGUACCCCCCGGGAAUCUCAACAACUCCUCAAAGCCCUUACGUCUUCCUUCCGUCGUCAACUCGAUCGGGAAUACCCCCCCUCGGCCCCCUCAGAUCGAGAUGGAUCUUGUGAUCGUACACCGGAGAAUCCGCACUCGUCUGUGCACGCGACUGAUCGACAUCUCCGGGCCAUCCUGGAUAAUCCACUUUUUCGGGUAGUGCCCUCCAAGUCAACUACGGCUCGUAAGGGAAGUGGAACAGCAAGCAGACUACAACAGAGAAUAGCGAAAGAACCAAUGCUGGUCUUCGAUGAAUUGGUCGCCUCAGGUUCGGUAACGCUGCCAACACUACGUGACUGUCUGAGUUCUCAGAUGCUACUGGCCAGCCGUCAUAUCGGAAGCGGCCUCAUACAGGCCAUGAAAGACGCUAGGGCUGGAUCCAAGGUUGUCAGUUGGUGGUUUGCAUCUGAUUCUGCGACGAGACAGAUGUUAUUUAAAUCCCGAGCAGCGACCACAACUCUUGUAAAGUUCUUAGUGGCAGAAGGUCGACAGGGUGUGGUGUUGGACUGGCUGAGGAUGCUGGCGAACCAUGACAUUGGAGGCCGGAACGGUCAGCUGCCAGAGAAAAUUGCACAACAGGUGUUUGGCCAUCUGCUGGUCAACUUAGUCACUGCAGAAAUCCAGUACGGCCGAGGGUUGAGCUUGGCUAUGCGGUAUUACCUACAGACAUGCAAGUCGCAGAUGUUCAAAGACAAUGCGGCCUUAAACCUUUCCUGGCAGCCUGUGUUACUUCCAGCAGGUGUUCACUUAUGUGAGAGCUUGAUGCAGAGUUUACCGUCCAGAUCCAAAGAGCUUGACGGAGCUAUGUACAAUGAGUAUAUUGAAAUUCUUUCCAGACUCGCACCAAACUCGUGGGUGCUAGCUACAGCUCCGUUGUAUCAUCCUACACGCCCUGAUGCCAAACCAUUCCUCGAUUUUGUGGAUACACUACCUCCUAGCCGAGUGGACUCUUCAGCAGGACUGAAACGAGAAAGCUUUAUGCGUGCCGGAUUUGACGCUCUUCGUCUCUUGGUAGACCAAGACAAGCGACAGGAUGUGUUAUAUUUGGCACGGUUCUUGCAACAGCAGUUGCCCGAAAAAGUGGAUUCAGAAAAUGCAUCCAAAUCAGACAACCGCGCUUACACAGAGAGGGAAGAUUUACUAUCACAGCUUGACUUGGCAUUGGCUUGAUUUGCGUAACCAUUGCUAUUGACGCCGAAGCAGCAUAUUAUGUAAAGCAACGAUCUACUGGCCCCGAGAUUAGGGUGGUACCUUUUCUUAUGUGCCUUUCAAUAUGGGUUCAAGAUCUCUACGGAGCUUGCAUGCAACCUAGGUAGUAGGCAAAUGAUUCGUCAAUCUGGAUCUGCAGGUGACAAUCGGGUUUACCAUUGUGGUGGACGGCUUACCCGAAACACGCUAUGAGGAGAACUCCGCAUACUGCUCCACCCAGCCACGCUAAUGGGGUCUCCUUCUCCUCUUCUUGGCACGCUUACAUAUCAUGACCAGCAACACAAUCAGUGCAGGGAAGGCUU
Aspergillus pseudotamarii is the source of this 1946-nucleotide messenger RNA. RefSeq lists its product as uncharacterized. The transcript has a single exon. Lineage: Eukaryota; Fungi; Ascomycota; Eurotiomycetes; Eurotiales; Aspergillaceae. The record is from RefSeq and is a predicted model, not a curated record. The coding region runs from base 337 to 1605 and encodes 422 amino acids.